GCUAGCUAUGGGUUCUGUCGUUCUUCCUCAUCUCCGCACCGGCUGGCAUGUGGACCAAGCCAUCAUGUCAGAGGAGGAGCGGCUCGUGGUGAUCCGCUUCGGUCGAGACUAUGACCCGGACUGCAUGCGACAAGACGAAGUCCUUUACAAAAUCGCCGACCGCGUCAAGAACUUUGCCGUCGUAUACCUUUGCGAUCUCGACGAAGUGUCCGACUUCAACCAAAUGUACGAACUGUACGACCCAAUGACGAUCAUGUUCUUCUACCGCAACAAACACAUGAUGUGUGAUUUCGGCACGGGUAACAACAAUAAGCUGAACUGGGUGUUGGAGGACAAGCAGGAGCUUAUUGAUAUCAUUGAGGCCAUAUAUCGAGGGGCGAAGAAGGGACGCGGUCUGGUAGUCAGUCCAAAGGACUAUUCCACCAGGUACCGGUACUAGAUGAAGGACGAAAGUACUGAGAGCGAUACGUUUUUGCGGCAUGAAGACAUGCUAGUAUGUCUAUACCACUAUAUGACACUCACACUCAUGAAGAACUGGGUAUCAUAGAGUAGGCCAGGGGAAGAAGAUGUCGUCAACUGAAACUCUACGGCAUCCGCUUCGCUGGAGGAUGAUUUUGAUCACCAUCAGUACGCAGGGCGAAUUAGGCACUCGAGGACCUAAAAAAGGUACUAGACUUACAUCACAACUCAAUACAGGAUCAUUAUGCUGAACAACAA
Messenger RNA from Pseudovirgaria hyperparasitica, 717 nucleotides. RefSeq names its product 4A/4B type thioredoxin-like protein. Lineage: Eukaryota; Fungi; Ascomycota; Dothideomycetes; Acrospermales; Acrospermaceae. The record is from RefSeq and is a predicted model, not a curated record. Gene Ontology annotation, cellular component: U5 snRNP; spliceosomal complex; U4/U6 x U5 tri-snRNP complex. Gene Ontology annotation, biological process: mRNA splicing, via spliceosome. Bases 8 to 439 code for a protein of 143 amino acids. The transcript has a single exon.